GGAAGAGAGAGGCGGAGAGCAAAGGGGAAGGUCGCUCCCGCCCUGCCGGCCGCAGCCGGGGCUCCCCGAGGAGGCGGCCGCAGCGGCGGGUCCGCCCGCGGGGCCGCUCCGCUUCCUUCGCCCUGCGCUGGGCGCCCCGGCCGCGGAGGCACUCGGGGGCCUGCUGAGGUGACCGGCGAGCGGCAGCGGGGCACGGCCGCCCUCCUGGCCCGCCUCCCCGGGACAAGCGGCCAGGACCGGGGACGAGUUCCUGGGGAGGCUCCCGCGGGGCUGCCGGCGGCCCCCAGCCCGCGCCGUGCGGCUCCUGCGCCACCGUCUCCGGCGGGACCCCUGCGCCCUCCUGCCCGCGGCCGGCGGCUCCCAUGGCUCUGAGCAAAGGGCUGCGGCUGCUCUGGAAGCAGGAGCCGGGGCCGAGCGCCCUGCUGGAGGCGCGCAGCCGCCAGGACUGCCUGUUGCUGGAGGCCGGCACCGUGGCGGCGCUCACUCCAGAAGAAAAGGAUGCAAUUAAAGGACAGUAUGAAAAGCUCGUGGAUGCUUUUGGCUGCUUAGGAGAGCUUCAGCUUAAAUGUGGUAACGCUCGGCUGCACUUUCUGGUCCUGGUGACAGGCUGUACGUCGGUGGGCAAAAUCCUGGAUGCUGAAGUUUACAAAAUUACUGCAACAGAUUUCUGUCCUCUCCAGGAAGAAACCAAGGAAGACGAGCGCGUUACUGCCUUGAAGAAAAUACUGAACUCUGGGAUGUUCUAUUUCUCCUGGCCUAAUGCAGGCUCAAACUUUGACCUGACUGUGCGGGCUCAGAAGCAGGGUGAUAACAACUAUGAAUCUGGUAACUCGUUCUUCUGGAACCAGCUAUUGCACGUGCCCUUCAAGCACUACCAGGUGAACUGCUCCGACUGGCUGCUGAAGGUGGUCUGUGGGGUCGUGGACAUCCGCACUGUUUAUGCUUCCCACAAGAAGGCCAAAGCCUGCCUCAUCUCCCGCAUCAGCUGCGAGCGGGCCGGUGUCCGCUUCCACGUCCGAGGGGUCAAUGAUGAUGGACACGUGUCCAACUUUGUUGAGACAGAACAGACAAUUUACUUGGAUGAUGAUGUCUCUUCCUUUGUGCAGAUCAGAGGCUCUGUUCCACUGUUUUGGGAGCAAACGAGACUUCAGGUUGGUUCCCGCCAUUUAAGGCUCAACAGAGGUCUGGAAGCCAAUGCACCUGCCUUUGACAGGCAUAUGAUGCUUCUGAAAGAGCAGUAUGGAAAACAAGUGAUCGUUAACCUAUUGGGAAGCAGAGGAGGAGAGGAGGUGCUCAACAGAGCUUUUAAGAAACUGCUAUGGGCAUCUUCCCAUGCGGAAGACAGUCCCAUGAUAAACUUUGACUACAACCAAUUUGCAAAAGGUGGGAAAACUGAGAAACUGGAAAAUUUGCUAAGGCCUCAGCUGAAGUUGCACUGGGAAGACUUUGGAAUCUUCACAAAGGGCGAGCAUGUAAGUCCACGUCUGCAGACAGGUACUUUUCGAAUGAAUUGUUUGGACUGCGUGGAUCGUUCUAAUAGUGUACAGUCCUUCGUUGCGCAGGAGAUACUGUUUGCUCAAUUAGAGAGCCUUGAUUUGAACUCUAAACCUAUAAUUGAGCGCUUUGUGGAAUCCUACAAGGAGAUGUGGACUCUCAAUGGUCAAAAUCUGAGCAGAGUAUUUAGUGGCAGUCGUGCCCUUGAGGGAAAGAACAAGGUUGGGAAGCUCAAGGAUGGUGCCCGCUCUGUGUCUCGUAGCAUCCAGUCAAAUUUCUUAGAUACAGUGAAGCAGGAAGCCAUUGAGCUGCUGCUCAUGGGUGACUUCUACCGUGAGGAAUAUGCAGACAAGGGCAAGAUGCUCAUGGACCAGACUGCACUGCUGGUAACUCCAAGUAUUUUGAAGGCCAUGUCAGAGCGUCAGUUUGAAUUCACAAGCUCCAAGCGUGUUCGUGUUGCCACGGGGACCUGGAAUGUGAAUGGGGGAAAGCAGUUUCGAAGCAAUAUCCUUGGCACCAGUGAGCUGACAGACUGGCUGCUGGACUCUCCCAAGCUCUCAGGAGUUUCAGAAUUUCAGGAUGAUGAUAACUGCCCUCCUGACAUAUUUGCAGUGGGAUUUGAAGAGAUGGUUGAAUUAAGUGCAGGGAACAUUGUGAAUGCCAGUACAACGAAUAGAAAAAUGUGGGGAGAGCAGCUUCAGAAAGCUAUUUCCAGGACUCAUCGCUACAUUCAGCUGACAUCAGCACAGCUUGUUGGUGUUUGUCUUUUCAUCUUUGUACGACCAUAUCAUGUCCCCUUCAUCAGGGAUGUAGCAAUAGACACCGUGAAGACAGGAAUGGGAGGAAAAGCUGGUAAUAAAGGGGCAGUGAGCAUUCGUUUUCAGUUCUAUAGUACCAGUUUCUGCUUUAUAUGCAGUCACUUGACUGCUGGGCAGACUCAGGUGAAAGAGAGGAAUGAAGAUUAUAAAGAAAUCACACAGAAACUCAGCUUCCCAAUGGGGCAGAACAUGUUCUCCCAUGACUAUGUCUUCUGGUGUGGUGAUUUUAACUAUCGCAUUGAUCUAACGUAUGAAGAAGUCUUUUAUUUUCUCAAACGUCAAGACUGGAAGACACUUUUGGAAUUUGAUCAACUACAGCAGCAAAAAUCCAGUGGAAAAAUUUUUAAAGACUUCCAUGAAGGGACUAUUAAUUUUGGACCAACAUAUAAAUACGACGUUGGCUCGGAGGCUUAUGAUACAAGUGAUAAGUGCAGAACCCCAGCAUGGACUGACAGAGUGCUUUGGUGGAGGAAGAAACUGCCCUUUGAAAAAACAGCUGGAGAGAUUAAUCUUCUGGACAGUGAUCUGAGUGCUGAUACUAAAGUCAGGCAUACCUGGACCCCUGGAGCCUUGAUGUACUAUGGGAGAGCAGAGCUGCAAGCAUCCGACCACAGGCCAGUGUUAGCUAUUGUAGAAGUGGAAGUUCAGGAAGUUAAUGAAGCUGCCCGUGACAGUGUUUUCCGAGAAGUGUCAUCUUUCCAGGGACCACUGGAUGCCACAGUAGUGGUGAAUCUGCUGUCACCAACACCUGAAGAGAAAAAUGAAUUUCCUGAAGACUUGCGUACAGAGCUUAUGCAGAUGUUUGAGGAUUAUGGCACUGUUGUUCUGGUCAGGAUCUGUGGAGGUCAAAUGCUGGUGACAUUUGCAGACAGCAAGUCAGCUCUUCGUGUUAUGGAUAUAGAUGGUGCUAAAGUUAGAGGCAGAACAGUGAAGAUCCAGCCCAAGACUAAGGACUGGCUAAAGGGCCUUCAGGAGGAAAUUGCUCGAAAACGGGACAGCGUUGUCCCCAUGUCCCCCACGGCAAACUCCCACCUUCUGGAAGAAAAUUUUGACUUCUCAAGUUUGGACUAUGAGUCAGAAGGUGAUAUAGAGGAUGAAGAUGAUUAUUUAGAGGACGCUCUGUGUCAACACCUAGCAGCAGACACAGCAGAAGAUACACACUGUACAUCCACAGCUCUUUCAAACAAAUCUGCACAAACCCCCCGCCUGUAUAAAGAUGAUGCAGACCUCGCUGAUUUGAAGCGGGAGCUGGAGGCCAGCGGGGAACGCAGCCGCCGCAUUCCCAGCAGGUCUCUGUCCAUCCCUACCCGGCCUCAGCCACUGCAGCCACCACAGAGGCCUCCCCCUCCCGCUGGAACAUCAGGCAAAAAGUCCCCCUCAGAUGGUUCCCUCUCUCCAGGAAGCCAUUCCACCUGCUCCAUCCUGGCAACAGCAAAGCUGCUUCCUGGAGCUCCUCAGCAGCCACCCAAAGUCCGGACUGGAAUAAGCAAACCUUACAACGUCAAGCAGAUCAAAACCACCACAGCUGAGGAAGCAGAAGAAGCUAUUAGAUGUCUUAUGGAGGCCAAAGGAGGAGUACAGGAAGAUGCAGUAAAGCCUGUUCCAGCCAGAAACCAAACUUCCUGCAAACCUGAGGCUCUUCCCAGCAUCACAAAGUCAGCUUCAGGAGCGGUGCCUGUGCCUCAUCGCCCACCACCCAAAGUUCCAACUCCAAAGAAGCCAGUGCCCCUGCAAAGGACAGGAGCCAAGGGGGAAAAUGCCAUGUCUCCAGAAGACCCAUUCGACCAACAGACAGCACAGUCUCCUUUUGGCUUGCUAGAGCCCCAUCUAGAUGCUGGAGCUAUUCUUAGACCAACCAAGAUCACUCCAAUCCCCAAACCCAGAACACUAGCUGGGAAGCCUCCAGAGAGCAGGGGGAGCAGUGAAGGGCAGCCCCUGUCAGCAAGCACAGCUGAGGCCAUGGUGCUGCCUCCCCAGAGCGCUCCCUUUGCCCCAAAGGUGCCACCACGAAGGAAGAAGUCGGCUCCUGCAGCUUUUCAUCUCCAAGUUCUCCAGGGCAGUGACAGCCCCCUUUUCAGUGGCUCACUGUACAACUCCAACAACAACAACCCCGGCUCCUGCCCCCAGACUCAUGGCCCUGCUCGCUCAGCUCCCGCAGCCUCGGCCGGCCCUGCAAACAGCACAACUCAGCCCUUGGCCCCCAGUGCUGCAGAACUGAUGGGGAAGCUCCAGGGCCCUUCUGCACCAGCAGGCCAGCAUCCACAACAACUGGAUACCGGCUCCUUUCCAGAGAACACCAAUCUUCUGGACCUGGACAUUCAUUCUUCCUUCCCUCUUUCCACACAGGCACCGUCAGCUGCUUCUCCAGCACACGCUUCAGAAAGUUUAAAUCAGCCCAAUGUGAAAGAUUUCAGUCACUGGGUUACAUUUAGUGAUGAUGAAGACAGCAGUGCAGUGGCAGACGGGUUCAACAAACUGCUUGUCUUACAACAAAACAAAAAUACCUUAAAGAAAACAAAUACUGACUUAGAGUUGUAAAAUUUUACUCCCUUAGGGUUCCAAAAGAAAUCAUAAUUAUGAUGCAAAAUUUUAAGAAAAAAUCUUUUUUAUAUUUAAUGAAAUAGAUCAUCUGUCCAUGCUACAUUUCAUUUUCACAUUUAAAGACACGGCCCCUGGAGGGAAGUAUAUGAAGUACAUACAACCUAACAUUACCUACAGUUCAUCUGAAAACUUCCUUAUUCUAAGUUAUUUCUUUUUAUUAAUCCAUCCUAAGGUGUUUUAUUUCAUUUCAAGUACAAAUCAUAUGCAAGAACAUGUAAUGAUGUAUGGAAAAAAGACAUUUAAAAAAACCCCAACAUUUUCCUUUGGAAUAUAUAUUUUAAU
This is a messenger RNA of Zonotrichia leucophrys gambelii, 5195 nucleotides long. It is a transcript of the gene SYNJ2, whose product is annotated as synaptojanin 2. Bases 363 to 4850 code for a protein of 1495 amino acids. Gene Ontology annotation, cellular component: perinuclear region of cytoplasm; presynapse. Gene Ontology annotation, molecular function: phosphatidylinositol-4,5-bisphosphate 5-phosphatase activity; SH3 domain binding; RNA binding. Gene Ontology annotation, biological process: phosphatidylinositol dephosphorylation; synaptic vesicle endocytosis. The transcript has 27 exons. NCBI's taxonomy places the organism in Eukaryota, Metazoa, Chordata, Aves, Passeriformes, Passerellidae. The record is from RefSeq and is a predicted model, not a curated record.